Apiotrichum porosum is the source of this 1929-nucleotide messenger RNA. RefSeq lists its product as uncharacterized. Gene Ontology annotation, biological process: positive regulation of transcription from RNA polymerase II promoter by galactose. The coding region runs from base 1 to 1929 and encodes 642 amino acids. The transcript is spliced from 13 exons. Gene Ontology annotation, cellular component: nucleus. Gene Ontology annotation, molecular function: DNA-binding transcription factor activity, RNA polymerase II-specific; zinc ion binding; RNA polymerase II cis-regulatory region sequence-specific DNA binding. The record is from RefSeq and is a predicted model, not a curated record. NCBI's taxonomy places the organism in Eukaryota, Fungi, Basidiomycota, Tremellomycetes, Trichosporonales, Trichosporonaceae.
AUGGAGGUGCAAGGCGGGAAGGAGAACAUGACGGCAGACCACCAACUGCCGCCGACCAGGAAACGACAACAGCGACAUCUCUUGGCCUGCGUAGGAUGCCGCAAGAUCAAGACACGAUGCCUGGGCAACGAGGACCAAGUGUCACCAUGCCAGCGCUGCUUGCGCCUCAACCUCCAAUGUGUCUACGCGCGCAAGCGCCGGAGGAAGCCGCAGGGCGAAUCUGGAGGUGUGGAUGGUGACGAAGACGAAGAAGAAGCCAGCGGGUCACUCGAAGGCCAGACCUCGUUCACCUCGUAUCCAGAGGCGGCCGAGCUGCCCCGGCGACCUUCUAUGCGACCAGACGUCAUUUCCGAGUCGUCUGUUCGGUUCACUACCCCAUCCCCUUCAUCGUCAUCUAUCAAGCCGACCAUCCCAGCGCCAACUAUUGCUGCACCAAAGCGAGUUGAUAUCCGAGCAUACCUCGACCCGGAGCUGCCGAGGGAUGUGAACGGCGCCGAAAUCACAGCAGACGGCGGCGUGCGCGCUGCUGAGAAUGGAUAUGUGGAGGAUCCAACUACCAUCCAACUCCCCACCAGUAUGCUGACCCACAGGUACAUGCAGCACAUCAACCCGCUCAUUGCGACGUUGGAACCGCAGCGUGAGUUCAGUCCACACGCUAGCAUGGGUCCGUUCCUCAUCGCCGAUCCUGCUCAGCGCCAUGAUGACCGUGGCAAGCAAGUUCUUCCGGCGCCCGCUCUACCGCUCGCUCCUGGCGCACACAAACACCAUCGUCAACCGCGCCGUCGGCAUGGGCCACUGCGACAUUGGCCUGGUACAGGCUCUGAUCAUUAUGGUAUGCUGGAAGGACCCGACCGACGGCAGUUCCCGCUCCCGGCCAACGAGUUUGAGGCGCGCAUCGUGGCCAACGCGGAACGGACGUGGUACACUGUGUCGUCGUUUGAUCGAUUAUACUCUGACGUCUAUGGACUGCCACCGACCGUGCGCCUGGAAGAGAUUCCUGAUGCUGUCCGGUGGGCCGAGGAGACGGCGUGGCUCGGGUGUGGUGACAUGCGCCACGCGUGCAGCUUCAGCUCGGCAUCGACGUACCGCAUGUGGGUCAAGUAUCGCCGCAACUUGCACACCAUGUCGCGCGACCUCGCGUGGGCCAUCCUGGACGACCUGUACGCGCAGAUCGACCAGCACAUGAACCACUGGUUCCCUGCCGACCCUUCUACGGGCAUGAUCACGACGUUUGAGCAGACGUACCUCAAGUGGUUUGACCUCAACCACCUGCUCAAGAUCAAGUACCACAUGCUGGACAUUUGUGCGCCGCAUGAGCGCGACGCGGCUGUGUUGGACUGGCUGCUGCUCGCCGAAUCGUUCGCCAAGCAGACCGAGGCACUGGGCCUUCUCGGCACCCUGCGGUAUUUCCAGGACACGAGCGCGACGCACAUCUCGAGCUUUGGAGUCAUGGUGUAUAACCUUUUCUCGCGGCUGCCGAGCUUCCAAAAGCGCCUCGUCACGGAACAUGUCAAGCGCCUGUCCAAGUGCUGCGACAAUGCCACGCUCGGCGAUGGCGAGACGGUCAUGGGAUUCGUGGGGCGGUUCAUGCAGCGUCUGCUGCUCGUUCUGCAGAACAGCCAGAAGGUGGAACAUGCUGCCCUCCACGGCGGCGGCCACGGCCCCGAGUCUGGAUCUGGGUCGGUCCCGGGAAGUGCCCAUGUUCCGCCGCACGGCGUCCACGGCGUCGGUCCUGGUGGCGGCCCACCUGGCCUGGGCAUGCUGCACGGCAUGCCCUUGCCGCCGCCGGACCCGGCGCACGGGUUUGGCGAGACUCUCGAUCUCGACGGCUUCUUCCGCGCCAUGCUGCAGAACGGCCAGAACGCACUACAGGACCUGGUCACGACCGACAACCAGUUCUGGUUCGACCCCAACAUGCCGUUGCCGUAG